AUGCUCGGCGCGACUAACGGCCACUGUUUCUCGCGUUUUGGGCAACCACUACGAAAUUGUGCUUCGGAACCAGAACCAUACGCACUCACAUUGCAACAGCGAAACCCAAUCUUCAAGUUACUUGACAACAGCUACGCUGCCACUCGACAAUCGCGAUCUUGA
This is a messenger RNA of Phytophthora nicotianae INRA-310, 162 nucleotides long. RefSeq lists its product as hypothetical. The transcript is spliced from 2 exons. The record is from RefSeq and is a predicted model, not a curated record. Lineage: Eukaryota; Oomycota; Peronosporomycetes; Peronosporales; Peronosporaceae. The coding region runs from base 1 to 162 and encodes 53 amino acids.